AAUUACUAAAUGAAAGCCGAGAGGUUGGCGGCAUAGAACGUAAGCGGCAGAAGAAAAAUAUCGGAAAAAUACAAAUAGAAACACAACAGACCUCACUCGGAAUUAAAGUCGCAGUUCAAAAUGGCUCGAAAUGCGGAGAAGGCUAUGACAACGCUGGCUCGUUGGCGAGCAGCUCAAGUAGGAGAUGAACCUAAUAAACAGGAGAGGAGACCAUACCUUGCAUCAGAAUGUAAUGAUCUCCCAAAAGCUGAAAAAUGGCGCAUGCAAAUUAUCAGAGAAGUAGCCAAAAAGGUGGCUCAAAUUCAAAAUGCUGGUCUUGGAGAGUUUCGUAUAAGAGAUCUAAACGAUGAAAUUAAUAAGUUGCUUAGGGAAAAGGGUCAUUGGGAAGUUCAGAUCAAAGAUCUUGGUGGACCAGACUAUCGAAGAGUUGGUCCACGGAUGUUGGAUCAUGAAGGUAGGGAAGUACCAGGAAAUAGGGGAUAUAAAUACUUUGGAGCAGCUAAAGAACUUCCAGGUGUGAGAGAGCUAUUUGAGCAAGAACCUCCAGCGCCUCCACGCAAAACAAGAGGUGAGCUGAUGAAAGACAUUGAUGCUGAUUACUACGGCUACAGAGACGAUGAUGAUGGACUCCUGUUGCCUCUUGAAGAAAUUGCUGAAAAGAAAGCUAUAGCAAAAGCUGUCAGUGAGUGGAAAGCGAAGAAGGCAGAAUCAAUGGAAGGAGAGAGCAGUAAAGUGGAUGAAGAGCAAGAAGAAAAUAUAUAUGCCGUUGCUGCUGAAAGUGAUUCAUCUGAAGAGGAUAGUUCGGACCAAAGCAAAAGUGAAAGAGCUCUCCAGCCAAGGUUUAUAGCCCAUGUUCCAUCACCUUCCCAGAAAGAAGUUGAACAAGCUCUACUUGAGAGGAGGAAGAAAGAGCUAUUAGAGAAAUAUGCUAGCGAAAGUCUUGUUAAGCAGUCCAAAGAAGCAAGCGACAUGUUAGGUAUGAGAAACUAAGUAUUGUUCUAGUGUAGGAAAAUCAAUAUACAUUUUAAAAAUA
Frankliniella occidentalis (western flower thrips) is the source of this 1033-nucleotide messenger RNA. Its product is annotated as pre-mRNA-splicing factor ISY1 homolog. NCBI's taxonomy places the organism in Eukaryota, Metazoa, Arthropoda, Insecta, Thysanoptera, Thripidae. Gene Ontology annotation, biological process: mRNA 3'-splice site recognition; generation of catalytic spliceosome for second transesterification step. Bases 121 to 990 code for a protein of 289 amino acids. The transcript has 7 exons. The record is from RefSeq and is a predicted model, not a curated record. Gene Ontology annotation, cellular component: post-mRNA release spliceosomal complex; catalytic step 2 spliceosome; post-spliceosomal complex.